AAAUGAUGAAAACUGUGCCACUGCUAGUGUGCAUUUGUGCACUCAGUGCUUGCUUCACACUCAGUGAAGGACAACAUCUGCGAUGGAAAAUAUAUCACAAAAAAAAUAAUAACCCUGGAUUUAUUUCAUACCAUCAACCACCAUUUCAUCCCAAAUUCCGAUCUCACUUGAUACAACUAAUUCAAAAGCAGGCCCUUUUUCAUCAAUACAAACGCCAAAAACCUUCAAACUCAAAGAGGAGAAAAUUCAUACUCCCAAAAUAUCCCUGGAUACCUAAGUGUUCAGUUGAAAAUGAUAUGGCAGUCAACAAGAAUACCUUAAAGUCUACCACCCAAAUCCCACAUCUACUUCUACCAAAAUUAGAAGUGGGAAGUAGUCCCACAUCUAUUUCUGCCAAAAUUGCUCCCUCUCCAGUUGAGACUCCUCUUGUUCAGAAUGUUAGCACUGUAUCUGCAGGAGAAAGUGAUGUCGCCACAGACUCUUCUGCAGCUGCACCACAACCUUCCUCAGUUCCACCGGAGACCACAGCUUCCCCAAAUACCACUCUUAAAUUUUCAGCAACCACCCUUGAACCUGAAACUUCCAAAACUACAGCUGCAUCCACAACCCAAACUAGGAUUCCAGUCACUAUUCAAAUUACUACACUUGAACAAACAACUUCACCUUCUGUCCAAAAGGCAAUUUUUCGUUUCUGGGAAUAUACUUAUAAGAUAGCAAAGCACAUUUCUGAUAUUAUAAAUGGCACAUAGUACAUCACACAUUGUGAAGUGUUCUGUCAUUAGAUAUGAUUUAUGAGUGCAGAACUACCACCUUUGCUUUUACCACUAAUCUCAAAGUGAAAUUAUAAUAUUUCUUAAAUUUAAAGCACUAUCACUAAUCUUUGAAUGUAUUUACCUCAAAUGACCUAAUAACAACAAAAACCACCUCUAGCCCACAAAUCAAUCACAUGACCAGGACUUAAGAUCAAUUUGUAGAACCUACAGAGAUAACCCUGUAGGGUGGGGGUGGAAGGCCAUUAGAUAUAAAGAGAAAAUUAUACUGAUUGGCAAUCAUUUACUUUUUCCUAAAUUUUGGAAAUGAUAAGGUAACUAUAAUGUAUCCCCCAAUCAAAAACCCACCUAAAUUAUCUAAUCCCACAAAUAGAAAGGGGGAAAAUUAGGUCUCCUAAAUGAACAAAGACAUCUAAUUUUCUAUAGAUAGACCUGUCAUUGUAUUACUGAUUAAUGACAAAAACCCUUUAAACCUUUAAACCAUCAUCUUAAAACUCAAAAUAAAAUUCCAUUCCACAAAAUGUGAACCAAGAACAGGGAAAAUUUAUUUGAAGUGAAGAUUUGGAGUGAAAAAAAUGGGCAGCCAAGCACAAACUACAA
Messenger RNA from Rhinolophus ferrumequinum (greater horseshoe bat), 1370 nucleotides. RefSeq names its product mucin 7, secreted (gene MUC7). Bases 3 to 749 code for a protein of 248 amino acids. Lineage: Eukaryota; Metazoa; Chordata; Mammalia; Chiroptera; Rhinolophidae. Gene Ontology annotation, cellular component: extracellular exosome. The record is from RefSeq and is a predicted model, not a curated record. The transcript is spliced from 2 exons.